AUGUUUUUUUUUUAAGUUCACCUUUGUAUUAAAAUUUUUGUUCCUGAAAAUUUAAAGAAAAAAAUAACAUUAAUAUUAUUGUAUACAACCUAUAAGAUACCGCUAAAUAAUUGUAAUUUAGUUAAGUUUGUGUUGUGGUCUUCGAGGAGGAACUAGUGACCGGUCUCGAGGUGGACAAUGUGGUGAGGCGAAAUAUUUACAUUAUAUUAACUAUAUUCUCAAUACUUCACUCUUACAUCUUACUUUAAAGGUAGCCACUGUACUUGAGACUAGCUAAACAAUGGAUAAAGAUCCCUCUUUCUCUGGAGUACAUGAGAGAAGAAAGAAGUCGACAGAGAAAUUUAGGGGUGGUAAAGGCAAGUCCAGAAGAAAUCCCAAGAAUGAGGGCAACAUUAUGCGAGCAGAAGUACAGAGGUACAAAGACCGAGAGAAGAGUAUGCAGAAUGAGGACAGUUCCACAGUUUCUAGCAGAAGGGUGACGAUUCGUCAGGGAAUCUAUGCACAUGGCUGUAGUUCAGGAGCUGUACGUAGAGAGGUUGGGUUAAGUAGAGAGACCAAAGCUCGAGCAGAAGCCAACCUGUCACGCAUCCUUGAACUGGCCAGCCACGGACCUUGUGAUAAAGUAACUAAUGAUUCCACGUUGGUCACUGUAUCUCCUCACCGUUCUUUUCUCAAGAAGAAGCCUGCAAGUAAUAGUUCGACUCAUAAUGAAGUCGUUUCUCCUGGGAUAAGAAAAGAGGAGAACGCCAGUAAUGUAAGGUUGUCAUCACCAGGAACAGACAGUGUUAAGGCAGUCAGUAGUUCCCAGUCAAAGAGGCACAAAACUAGUCAUGAUAAACACCAAACAGACUUACCUACUGUGACGACAAGAGAGACUACGAGAAAAGAAUUGUCCCGUGAAAGAAGAACAAAUGAAGAAGAAAGCCAGAAUAUGAAGCACCCAGAGAAACCUGAAACUAAAGAGAAUGUUUGUUCCCCAGAGAAAAAGAGAAUGUGGCAUGAAUCAGCAGCAGCUGCUGUAAGAGCUUCUCUUGAAGAAAAAUCUAACAUAUUUGGCAAAGCUAAAAAGUAUCAUUAUAUGGUUCUUGAGGAAAUACAAAACAAAUUUGAAGAAUGUGCCGAAUAUAGGACUGCUUUAUCUGCAAGUUUGGAUUCAUCUCUAGAUAUUCAAGAAGUCAAGAAAGGCAGAAUGUGCAGUGUUACAAAAACAUCAGAAACAGAUGAUCAAAAUAGAGGCCAGGUUGAUAUGCAAGUAUUAAAUACCAUGAGAACUCCACCAUCCACCGAAUACUUGAAAAGAAAUCAAGAAUUGGAAUUGCCACAUCAACAUAAAGAAUUAGCAUUAAAUGAGACAAUGUGUCCAGGCACAACCAUCAUUAAUCCCAGGGCACUCUUGAGACGUUAUGAGAAGAAGCUGGAAGAAGGCAACACACACAAGCACUCAAGUGAGAGGACAGGCUUACCUGGUGUUGGUUAUCAGAGUGAAUGUGUACAUGAUUCAAAGGAUGUUCCUCUGGAGACUGAAGAUGUUUCUACUUCCAAGUCAAAAACUAAUACCAUAACUCGUAGAGGUACAAGAAAACUUUAUCCGGUUGACGCAAAAGCUGAUACAACACAAGAAAUAUUGUCUUCUAUAUAUCAUGCAAAGAAAAUAGAUCAUCCUAAUAUGCAGGGUAAUGAUACCCCAACAUCUAACUCUGGGUAUCAUUACGAAUGUCCUAAAACAGUAGUAGUUGAUGCCCUUAAUUAUCUAGAGAGGUGUGAACACAAUUCUAGUAACCAUCAGAGAAUGGCUUCCAGUCAAAGUACAAACAAAAGGUUAUUGGAUUAUUCAUUUAGGAAAGGUAACAUUCCCCAGCGCGAGGCAGACAUUGAUCCCCUAAUGACAGCUCACUCAUCUCUGGACAGCGUAUUUGAUGAUUCUAUUAGAAGCAAAACUGACUUCAUCCAUAAAGGAAAGCAUCCUGUUAGAAGAAAAGGCAAUAGAGAAAGCUCACACUCAUUUUACAGUGAGAGAAAUGGAAAUCAAAAUAAAGAUGGAACCAGUUGUUCGCUCAGAAGAUCACGACAAGGUGUUAGAGAUGUUGCUUAUGGCCGGCCAGAACCUCUCGUGGCUAAUACUAGAGAGGAAGGAUAUAAAUUAAUCACUGAGAAUCCAUUUUCAUUACAUCCACAGUCGAGAUCAAAAUCUCCAAGAGGUUCUCUGCCUUCAUCUGGUUUCACAGUUUCAAACUCUAGUGUACCUGCACUUCCUUCAGAUUACAAGUCAUUUCCUUUAGCUCAUCACUCUGUUUCACGGGGACACUCAUCACAUCCACUGAUCGACUCAUCCAGUACAACAGAGCCAGCACAUAAUCGGCUAGAUGAUCUGGAUAAGCCACAGUAUUGCGCGAGAGACCAGAUAUUCUGCAGCCUUAGUCAGGGAGACGACUUACCAUUACCCCUAAUGAAUCCACAUACCGCACACAAUAUUCAGCAUGCAGUCACCUCUAAUGAAGGAACCUUUCCAGUAUGUUCUUCAGAAAAGCGUUUAGCUUGGCAGAAAAGACUCCAAGCUUUACCAUACGUAUCUCCUAACCCACCAUCACUUACAGACCAUCCCACAAAGGCUCCAUUAACCAGACAUGUGGGAUGCAGCAGCAGGCAGUCUAAUACCAGUGAACAGUCAAAAGCCCAAAUGUGCCAACCAUACCUCAGAAGUAGCUGCAUCAUGGGCCAGAAUUCCUAUAGUUUAUCAUCACUACCUGAAGAGAGGCUUCACUCACAGUAUCCAAGAUUUCCUGAGAGUUUACAAAAAGAUCAAGUCUUAAAUAGUGAUACUGAAAGGACCCAACACCGGGACACAUUACCAAGACCACACCAAUACCAGAAAUCAAAUGUAUAUUCAUCCGUUGGUGUUCCUCAGAGUUAUAACUGCUGUUGCAGCAGUUAUUCGGGUACCAGGACACCUAAUCAAAAUCCUCACGAUGCAUUCAGAAGUCGCUCUUGUCAUUUUCAUCCUUAUCGUCAAGUUCCAGAGAGUUACGUUCAAGUGAAGGACUGGGUGGACGCAACCAGUAAUGUAGAUGACCAGCUCUCACAGAUACACCACCCCUGUGCUCAUGGACGCCUGCAGGUUGCAGAAAACUCCUCCUCUGCAAUGCCAACGUCCUUUGACAUUAAAUGCUCUUCAGAACCCUGGCAUUAUAUACACAAACAUUGCUGAUGGUGUCGUGUUAUAAUUGUCAUAUCAAAGAAAUGUGUCAUUGGAAGUCAGAUGCCAGAGUUAAGAAGUGUUGUAGCUGUAUUUGUAGUUCAUCGUCUUCAUACAGUGGGGUAUGCUAUAACGAACGGAUCCUACUACGAAUAUUCCUAUAACGAACGGUUUUACCUAUAAAAUUGAUAAUGCUAUAACGA
Messenger RNA from Homarus americanus (American lobster), 3396 nucleotides. RefSeq lists its product as uncharacterized. The transcript is spliced from 16 exons. Bases 281 to 3205 code for a protein of 974 amino acids. The record is from RefSeq and is a predicted model, not a curated record. NCBI's taxonomy places the organism in Eukaryota, Metazoa, Arthropoda, Malacostraca, Decapoda, Nephropidae.